ACCACCACUUUCCCCACAUUAUGAGAGCAGAGUCGUUUCUGUCUCCACCCAAAUGUCCACGCCCAACUCCUUUCGUCUUCUUCAUGUUCUUCUCAUACGCGUUAAUGCAUCAAUCAAUCCUUAUUUUCUGGUCAAUGUAUGUUGGCUGAGUCAAAAACUCUUUACAGCCCUCCGGAGAAAUUAUACUCCGAUCCCCCUUAUAUAUAAUUGGCAACGAUUACCGGUGCCUGUAAAUAUUUCUCCAUUUCAAUGGCCUCCGUUUUCCCCUUUCUCUCCCUCAUCCUGUUUUUCGCCCUCGCCUCCGCUUCCGGGGACCACCCGGUGUCGGAAUCUAGCACCGGUUUACCUCGAUCCGCCCGAAACGCCUGCAAAGUCUCGGCUGACCCGGCGGCGUGCGAGCACGCGCUGGCUAGUUCCGGUAAGUUGUCGUCCCAGCACCCGACGGCGAUGGAGAUCAUCGAGGCGGCCAUGGGAGUCUCCACGGGCGGGCUUGCGAAGGCCAAAUCCAUGGUGAGUGGAAUCCUGGAGGAGUCCGCCGGCAACCGGAACCGGUCGGUCGCGGCCAACACGUGCCUCGAGCUGUACGGGUACGCCGAGAACCGGAUGAGAUCUGCCGGAAAAGCUCUCCGGGGCGGCGAGAUCAAGGACGCCCGGGCGUGGAUGAGCGCCGUCGUCGUGUACCAGUACGACUGCUGGUCGUCGCUCAAGUACGUCAACGACACCGGGAAGGUGAACAGCACGAUGGCGUUCACGUGGUCGCUCCUCGGACUGACCAGCGACGCGCUGGGCAUGUUGGUGAACUACGACCGCAUCGGGAAUGAAACCGGGUCGUGGCGGCUGCCGGAAACAGAGCGUGACGGCUUCUGGGAGAAGGACGGCAGAUCCGGGUCCGGGUCGGCGACCGGCGGAGGAGUUCCCAGUGGGUUGAUCCCGAACGUGACGGUGUGCCUCCAAAAGAGCGGCUGCGACUACCAGAAAGUUCAGGACGCCGUGAACGCCGCGCCGGAUUUCAUCUCGGCGGGGAAGUUUGUGAUUCAGAUAAAGGCGGGAGUUUACGAGGAGAUCGUUCGGGUGCCGUUUAAUAAAACGAAUGUGGUGUUUUUAGGGGAAGGCAUGGGCAAAACUGUCAUUACAGGAAACUUGAGUGUGGGUCUCCCUCCUUUCAACACCACAUACCACUCCGCCACCAUUGCUGUGGCGGGGGAUAGAUUCAUGGCGAGGGAUCUGACGAUCCGAAACACGGCGGCGGCCGGAGGUCACCAAGCAGUGGCCUUCCGAUCAGACAGCGAUCUUUCCAUUGUAGAAAGCUGCGAGUUCGUGGGGAACCAAGACACUCUCUACGCCCACUCCCUCCGCCAGUACUACAAGUCCUGCCGCAUCCAAGGCAACGUCGACUUCAUCUUCGGGAACUCCGCCGCCGCAUUCCACGACUGCCGGAUCUUCGUGUCCCCCCGGCAAGACACUCCGGAGAAGGCGGCGAAAAACGCCGUGACGGCCCAAGGGCGGAUCUACCCCGGCCAGUCCACCGGAUUCGUCUUCCAAAAGUGCGUCAUCAACGGGACCCGGGAGUACAUGGAAUUGUUCCGGAAGAGUCCGGAUUCGUUCAACCAGACGUAUCUAGGGAGGCCAUGGAAGGAGUACUCGAGGACGGUGUUUAUACAAUGUACGCUGGAGGGUCUCAUUUCUCCGGCGGGGUGGAUGGAGUGGGACGGCGACUUCGCGUUGAAGACCCUUUAUUACGGGGAGUUUAAGAACACCGGUGCCGGAGCUGCCACGGCUGAACGGGUGAGUUGGAGCAGCCAGAUUCCGCCGGAGAAUGUCGCCGCCUACUCUCUCCAGAGCUUCGUUCAAGGUCAUCUAUGGAUUCCAACAUCCCAGUGAUUUUGAUCGCAGUCAUUUAUUGUGAAUGAGCGCGCUAUGACACAAACUAGCUAGGAGGGUCGUUGGGGCGGUUUCUCUAAUUAAUUUAAUACAAUUAU
This is a messenger RNA of Cuscuta campestris, 1979 nucleotides long. NCBI's taxonomy places the organism in Eukaryota, Viridiplantae, Streptophyta, Magnoliopsida, Solanales, Convolvulaceae. The record is from the annotation of a GenBank genome assembly.